Leptonychotes weddellii (Weddell seal) is the source of this 2565-nucleotide messenger RNA. The record is from RefSeq and is a predicted model, not a curated record. NCBI's taxonomy places the organism in Eukaryota, Metazoa, Chordata, Mammalia, Carnivora, Phocidae.
AUGGAGAAAGACAGGCCUCCACAGUUGAUGACCCCUGCAUCGGUGAAAGCCAUCAUUUCAAAGAUUGAGGCUGCCCAGUUAACACGGGCUCAGGAGGAUAUUUCUUCCCAGCUCUCAGACAUCUUGGACAACGUCAACUGUGUCAUCAACCGCUUCCAGGAAGAAUUAGGAUAUGAUUUAAAAGAAAAGGCAAAAUCUGACCAGACAGAGCAAAAGGGCAAGAACAGAUUCAUCUUGCUGGAGAAAAUUGCCUCCUUCUCCAAAGAUGCUAAGGCCAAAGAGAAGCACUUGUACGAAAUUCUCCGCUGGCUGGGUGACUGGGGUGACAAUCUGACCUAUGAGCUCAGGAACAGGAAGGGUAAGGAAGAAGAGAAAGCUCUGGAUGAAUGGAUCGAGGUGAUGGAGAAGGUGUUACCUCUCUCCCUCAUUGCCACCAAAGGAGGCAUCGAGUCUCUCAUUUCCCUUUGCUCUACUCUCAUUGAAAGACAAAAGAAAAGGACACAAAUACCCAAACACACCUUCUGGCAGGGCUGGUGGGAACAAAGCCCCCCCAGAUCUGCAUCCUACCCUCAGCCACUGAGCCCAGAGCAGAUGCUCCAGGACAAGCAUACUACGUGCACAAAGGUCUCUGAGGUGACGUCCAUGUUGCAGGAGCUCCUGGACUCCACCAUGUUCAACCAGGGGGAGGUCAGAGCCAUCAGGUACAUGUCUACUGUGGUGGAGAACCUCAACAAGGCCUUGACCCUCCAGCACAAGGAGAACAGUAACCUGGAGACCAAAUACAGGAACCUGGAAAUAGAGAUGACCAAAGAACUCAGCAGCCAGAGGCUCUACUUCCAGAAUUCCCUCAAAGUUCUCCAGAACAAGAGGGAUGCCCUACUAAAGCAGGUGGAAAUUCUAGGGGGAAAAUACCAUGACCUUCUCCUGAUAAAGCAUGCCUUAGAGUUCCAGCUGAAGAAGGCUCAGUCUGCUAGAGAUCAAGCAGAAGAACCGGCCAAGAUCUUGGUCGACUCCCUGGGCCCCCCUGAGAAAGAGACCCUCCCAAAGAAAGAAACAGUCAUGGAGGAAACCCAACAGGAAGCCAAGAAGGAGUGGUUGUUUUUGUCACUGCCCCCAGGUUCCAUGGCCACAGCCUGGGACAGUGGUACUAGGCCUUCAACGUCCCAGCCACUUUCCACCAUGACCACACAUUCAAGGAUUGCAGAUAUGUACAGCAGCAAGGACACUGAACGUCUCCAGCCUGUGUUGCUGUCCCCGGUGGAUCACAAGUUUCCUAAGAAAUGGGAAGGACCUAUGGCAGAGAGCCCAGGCCACCAAGUCAAAGACCAGAAGGACUUCCAGAAAGCAGCCCAGGAGAAGGAAGAACUCCAAAUUAAGUCCCAUAUUGGGAUGCAGCUGUCCCCAGAGAGCUCCAAGAAGGUGGCCUUGGAGAGCAAGGUGGAGCACUGGGAAGAGGAACUCAGCUGGGAGAGGCAGAGGCAGCUGUGGCUGGAAGAGGAGGCCAUGUGGCUGCAGCGGCAGAAGAAAUGGGCCCUGCUAGAGCAGGAGCAUCAGGAGAAGCUGCAGCAGUGGGAGAUGGAGGAAGCGGCAAGGGAGCAGCAGCAGAGGUUGGGCCAGCAGGAGAAGGUGCAAGGGGGCCCACGGAGAGAGCCGGAGCAGUCGGGGGAGGACAUGGACGGGAUGAUCUUCACAACCACUGGGCGGUGGAAGGACUUAGAGAAGGCAUCACUGGUGCCUCCCCCAAGCCGGGCCCAGUCUGCUCACCAAGUCAGGAGGCCACACUGGCCCAGGUCCCCUAAUACCCAGCAACUUGCCCGCAGAAACCAGAGGAACCUGAGUUCCGCCAAGUCUACCCAGAAACCAUGGGCCUCCCGGGUUCCCACAAAGCCCAAGAAAUCGGCCUCCUUCCCCGUCACAGGGACAUCCACCCAAAAGGUGUCCCGGCCUCCCUUGCAAAUCUCCCCGGUAGCUCUUAAGGGGAAAGUAUACCACAUGGACGCAGAGGCCCUGAGGAAGAACCUGCAGCUCCUGAGUGAGGAGGCUGAGCUGGGGCUGCCCCACUCCCUGCGCAGCAAGGCGCUGGAGCUCACCACCACCACCAUGGAGUUGAGCGUGCUCCGGCUGCACUGCCUGUGCCAUAGGUACAUGCUGUACAGGCGCUGCCAGAGCCUCCGACAGGAAGUGAUCAACCACAUACAAGUCAUGCGAGAAACUGGGACUACCUACAAGGCCCAGAACCUCUACAUCUUCCUGGAAAACAUCGACCACCUGCAGAACCUCUGGCUGCAGACCUGGGCAGACAAGCAGAAGGACCUGGAGGAGAAGCACCGAGUGUGUCUGAGCAGCAUGGCGACCAUGUUCCCCAAGCUCCACCUGGAGUGGAACAUUCAUCUGCACACUCCCGUGAUCACCAACCCAAAGUCGAGGAAAAACAAGCCACCCCCCUCCUUUCUCCGGCGCAUCCACUCCUGUGGUCCCUCCUGCAAGCAGUCCCCAGAGCACUUUACAUCCAAGCACUGGGAAUGUGUGCCCCUGCGCCUGGCCCGGUAUGUGCAGGGAAGCUGA